Thamnophis elegans (Western terrestrial garter snake) is the source of this 1194-nucleotide messenger RNA. RefSeq names its product ELAV like RNA binding protein 4 (gene ELAVL4). Gene Ontology annotation, cellular component: ribonucleoprotein complex. The record is from RefSeq and is a predicted model, not a curated record. Gene Ontology annotation, molecular function: RNA binding. Lineage: Eukaryota; Metazoa; Chordata; Lepidosauria; Squamata; Natricidae.
AUGUUAAGAUACCCGCAAUCUUUAGGAUGUAUGCAUGGUGGAGAGGGACACAGUGCUAUGAGAUCACUUCUUUUAAGGGAAACUGUCAUUAAUGAGUCCAGAAACUGCUCAUUUAUGAUAAUUAGCACCAUGGAGCCUCAGGUGUCAAAUGGCCCUACAUCCAAUACAACCAAUGGUCCUGCCAGCAACAGCCGAAAUUGCCCUUCUCCUAUGCAGACAGGGGCAGCUACAGAUGACAGCAAAACCAACCUCAUAGUCAACUACUUACCCCAGAACAUGACCCAAGAAGAGUUCAGGAGCCUUUUUGGGAGCAUUGGUGAAAUAGAAUCCUGCAAGCUUGUAAGAGAUAAAAUUACAGGGCAGAGUUUAGGGUAUGGAUUUGUUAACUAUAUUGAUCCAAAGGAUGCAGAGAAAGCCAUUAACACUUUAAAUGGACUCAGACUCCAGACCAAAACCAUAAAGGUUUCCUAUGCCCGUCCAAGUUCAGCAUCAAUCAGAGGCAAUUUGUAUGUCAGCGGCCUUCCAAAAACGAACCAGAAAGAGCUAGAGCAGCUUUUCUCACAAUAUGGGCGCAUCAUCACCUCACGAAUUCUGGUUGAUCAAGUAACAGGUGUUUCUCGUGGUGUGGGAUUUAUCCGUUUUGAUAAGAGAAUAGAGGCAGAAGAAGCCAUAAAGGGACUUAAUGGCCAAAAGCCAAGUGGUGCUACAGAACCAAUUACUGUGAUUGCUAAUAACCCUAGUCAAAAAACAAGCCAAGCCCUCCUUUCCAGCUGUACCAGUCCCCAACAGACGCUACCCUGGACCUCUCCACAUCAGGCUCAGAGAUUCAGGCUGGACAAUUUGCUUAAUAUGGCCUAUGGCGUAAAGAGGUUUUCUCCAAUCACAAUUGAUGGAUGAACAAGCUUGUGGGGAUGAAUAUUCCUGGCCAUAACUGGGACUGGAUGGUGUAUUUUUGUCUACAAUUUAUCACCCGACUCAGAUGAAAGUGUGCUGUGGCAGCUGUUUGGCCCUUUUGGAGCAGUCAAUAACGUCAAAGUGAUCCGCGACUUCAAUACCAACAAAUGCAAAGGGUUUGGUUGUACCAUGACCAACUACGAUGAAGCUGCUAUGGCCAUUGCCAGCCUUACUGGAUACCGCUUAGGAGACCGAGUAUUGCAAGUUUCCUUUAAAACCAACAAAACCCAUAAAUCCUGA